ACAUGAGGAUAAGAGGGAGUAGUAGCGUAGCAGGCUGAGAUCCGAGCGUGGAUACUUCGAUAAGUCUGCCGCCACGGCUGUCUACUCCUUUCUGUGAGACCUUCCUGUCACUUUCGUACCUCCAGUGUGCCUCAUCCUAGCAUCUUUGGAUGGGAAAAGGAGCAAUCAGCAAUAUUGUUAUCGAUCACUCCACAAGACCUUCCUUGCCCCUACCCCUGACCGUGGGAAUCUCAGGCUCGACAGCGGAAUCCGCCCCCAAUUCUUUGAGCUUCUCUGGGGUAACCUGGUCAAUGGCAGGCUUGACUGUUUGCAGCCAUUGUGUCCAUGCCGCUCUUUCAGUCCGAACGUGUCGCUGUCAUAGGGGGAGGUUGCACGGGAAUCACCUCGUUCUGGGCCCUGCAGAACUCCGUCCACGAUGUCCAUCUGUUCGAAGCCUCAGCCGAUCUCGGUGGGCGUGUCAAGACUCUGCCGUUUGAGCACAAUGGCAACCAAGUCGACGUGAACACAGAGUCGCCCACAUUCAAUGCUGAGGCUUCUCCCAAUCUGGUUUCAUUGCUACGCUACCUUGGGAUCACCACCUCUCAGGCGCAACUCUGCUUUGGAGCCACGGAGGGGACCUGCAAUUUUCAGUGGUGCGGCAGCGUGCUGAAGAGCAUUUUACUCCGCCCAUGGGCUCUAUGCAGCCUGGAGACCUAUCGAAUACUGUCAGAUAUUAUUUGGCUAAGAUACCUCGCAGUGGAUGUGCUGAGUACCAAACUCGGCGCCUGUAAAACCAAGAAUGUUCUGCAGUCCCUGUCUGCACAUGACUAUCUCUCAGGGGAGGGAUAUUCGAAUAACUUCCGGAACAAAUACCUUGCUCCAAUGCUUUCCAUGCUAUGGAGCACAAAUGCAGGGAAGUUUCUCCCUCAACUCCCUGUCAGAGCCCUUGUCCAGUGUCUGUGUGAUCACCAGCUGCUUAAACCUCGUCAAGUGCCGCCCGAUUGGCGUUGCAUUAAACCAGGCACAAGCCAGCUCGUCCAUACCAUGAGUCAGCAUUUUCCUGCCUCAAAGGUACACCUCAAGUCUCGAGUUGUGGAGGUGAUACGCCAUGGGAAGAAUCAAUAUGGUGUCCUGACAUCUGACGGCCAAGAGAUGUUCUUCAACCACAUCAUCUUCGCUGUGAACGGCCCCGAGACUAUCAAAAUCCUUGGAUCGCACGCAAGUUUGCAAGAAAAGGAUAUCAUCCAGGGCCUGGGAUCGACCCGGAACAUCUCUGUUCUACAUUCGGACCCUCUCCUCAUGCCCGAGAUCGAUACCCCAGGGCCUUCGUGCAACUACAUACUAGCUUCCGAUGACCACCACCGGUUCUCACAAUCGAUCAAGGACCCGACAGCUCACAUCUCCAGUCUCAGCUAUAUCGCAAACUCCCUCGAAAGCAUCCCAGAAUACCUCUUCGGUCCGGUAUACAUCACCCUGAACCCGUUCACCCCGCCCCACCCCAGCCACGUGCAGGGUGUAUGGGAAUUCGCCGAUCCAGAGCCCAGUGCCAACACGCUGGUCGCGCAAAGCCGUCUGCCUUCAAUCCAGAACAAACGGGGUCUCAGCUAUGCAUUCUGCUGGACGGGUCGUGGACACCUCGAAGAUGCCGUGACCGCUGGCCUGAGGCUCGCCAUAGACCACUUAGGUGCGAAGGUCCCGUUCGAAGUGCAGUACCAUCAAGAUCCCCUAGACGCAGCAAGUUCCUUGCCUCCGCGAAUCGGCUUGAAGGAUAAUCUGGUUCGGACCAUCCUCCGUCUGAUCAGCGUUUAUCUUCUCAUCUUCGAGCUCGUUCUGGUUGGGCUGAGAGCUCUGCGAAAUCCAGCUUCAAGGAGAAACUCUCGUCGUAUAGAAGAAGAAGAAAAAACAGAGACUGCGUCCGGAGCAACCGAGACUCGUUAAAGAGACUACAUCUAGAUUUAACGGAUGCAGCUUUCAACAGACAUCCUAUAUCAAGAAGCCUCUCGAUGGCCAAGAUACUAUAUAUAACAAGCGAACUUUCAAAUACUUAGUUGGCAUUAACGUAAAAAUAGCUCGUUCAU
Aspergillus heteromorphus CBS 117.55 is the source of this 2057-nucleotide messenger RNA. RefSeq lists its product as uncharacterized. The transcript has 3 exons. The record is from RefSeq and is a predicted model, not a curated record. Bases 325 to 1917 code for a protein of 530 amino acids. Gene Ontology annotation, molecular function: oxidoreductase activity. NCBI's taxonomy places the organism in Eukaryota, Fungi, Ascomycota, Eurotiomycetes, Eurotiales, Aspergillaceae.